Molecule: messenger RNA, 426 nt
Organism: Papaver somniferum (opium poppy)
Lineage: Eukaryota; Viridiplantae; Streptophyta; Magnoliopsida; Ranunculales; Papaveraceae
Exons: 1
Coding region: 1-426 (141 amino acids)
Molecular function (GO): nucleic acid binding; RNA-DNA hybrid ribonuclease activity
Source: RefSeq, a predicted model, not a curated record
AUGAAUGAUAGUGGGACGGUUAGACAAUCUGAUCAUACUUGGAAACCCCCCGACAAUGGGGUUUUAAAGAUUAACUUUGAUGCUUCCUAUAUUGAUAAAAACAUGUUUUCUGGCUGGGGAUUAAUUUCUAGAGAUGUCGCAGGUAAUAGCAGUGGAUUGCAAGGAGGAGCAUGUAGUGCAAUAGAUCCAGAGCAAGCUGAGGCUCAUGCACUUUUGGAGUCAGUGAUUUGGGCUAAGCAAAAGGGUUGGAGAAAGAUUGUUCUGGAAGGAGACUGUCAAAACGUAAUGACAGCUGCAAAUGGAAAGUCGUAUGCUGUGAAAUGGACUACCCAAAAUGUAGUUAAAGACGCUAUUUUCUUACUUAGUUCUUUUGUAGAAUGGAAGUGCAAAUAUGUGCGCAGAUUUUCUUACUUAGUUCUUUUGUAG